This is a messenger RNA of Linum trigynum, 5598 nucleotides long. Lineage: Eukaryota; Viridiplantae; Streptophyta; Magnoliopsida; Malpighiales; Linaceae. The record is from the annotation of a GenBank genome assembly.
CUAAAGGAAAGAAACGAUAAAGAUUCAUAACCAUCUUGGUUCAGUGCUUCUUUCUUCGUUUUCUUUUGGACCCUUCCCCGCACAUCGCAAACCUAGAAUUUCGUCGCUGAUCGGAUUUUUCAUAAUUCGUCUCCGGGGCAAAUAUUUUGUUCUCCCCAAUUUCUGCCAGCGAAAGAGCUGCGAGAGCGAGAGAUGGAGACGUGAAACGGUUGCUCUGCCUCCGGCGAGAGUUUGGUCCCGAUGGCGGCCGGCAAGACAUUGAGCUGAACGAGGUCCGUUCUCUUCCUUCCUCUUCAAUCCAACCCCCUCCAGUUCUCGUCUGAAUGUUUAAGUUGUCGUCUUUCGCCGGAAAAACGGAGCAGGCAACGUGAAUUCCAAGUGGUUGGUAAUAGGAUUAAAUUCAAAGAAGGUGGGGGUGGUAAGAAGGAGACUAUGAAAACUAUCAACAUCGACGCUAGAAGGCAAAUCUUCGCUGGAUGCCAAUGAGGACGGCGGCUCAGCAACUCAAUUAUUUCAUCCCACCAAUCUAGAACAUAGGCGGCUGAGAGUAAAAAAUUGAUCACAAUUGGCAGCCCACGUGAACUCUGAUUUGUUAAAUAAGUAGUUGCAUUUCAGAUUUUCAGUACAUCACAAUUCACAAAGCAACCAGCAAAUUUUACUCUUCCUCUUCUUCUCUUUCACAAAAAAAGAUGACUUCUAUUUCUCUGUUCAGCGUGGGAAAAACAAUUCUGGAGAGGCUGGCUCCUUUCCUUCAGUCUGAGGCAGCUCUGCAGUGGAACCUUCGAACCGAACUCCAGAAGCUGAAUGGCACCAUGGCCUCCAUUCAGGCCCUUCUGCUCGAUGCAGAGGAGCAGCAGGAGCACAGUCCUCAAGUCAAGGACUGGCUCCAGAAGCUAGAGAUCCUCCUGCUUGACGCAGAGGACCUUCUUGAUGAUGUUGCCACUGAGGCUCUGCCGGAGGAAAUGGCCACAGGAAAUCGGAUGGCUCAUAAAGUUAAGACACUCAGAGAGCAAUUGGAAGCCAUACAUGAUGAUAACACCAAAUUGUCCCUGACUCCUCGUCACGAGGAGUCAGGGAAGAUGAGGAAGCAUACCCUCACCAUGUCUUUCAUCCCCGACAUAUUCGUCGGGAGAGAAGAUGAUGUAAGGUAUAUUAAGGAAUUUUUGUUUGCUAAAGAGAGUAGCACUAACGUCGCUGCGGUUUCCAUAGCUGGCAUCGGUGGGAUGGGUAAAACCUCACUUGCUCAGCUUGUCUACAAUGACAAGGAUGUGGUGCAGGAGUUUGACCUGAGAUUGUGGGUAUGUGUGUCAGAGUCUUUUGAGGUUGAUGCGAUUCUCCAAAGGAUUGUGGACACGGUCACAGGGCAGAAAAACCCAAGCUUUCAACGCGAGAGUCUGUGUAAUUUCGUCGAGGAAUACUUCACAAGGGAGAAGUACCUUCUGGUGCUGGACGAUCUAUGCAACUUGGAGUGUAGAAAAUGGGAUUUUUUGGGAUCUAUACUCGAGGGUGGUGCAAGUGGAAGCAAGAUCUUGAUCACUACCCAGUUUGAGAACUACGCAAUAAUGAUGAGUCGUGGCUCUUUUCGUCCGCCUUAUGUUUUGCACGGUCUAUCCUCCCCACAAUCAUGGUCAUUGCUCAGGCUGGUAGUUGCCGGCGGCGACCAACAACUGGCAAACGAACCACUAAACACAAUUAACGUGGAAGAGAUUCAAACCGAGGUAAUGAAAAAUUCGGUCGGGGUCCCCUUUGCUGUGAAAACAUUAGCUACCAUACUGUAUUUCAAAUAUCCACAGACCGAGUGGUUGUCCUUUCUUAGGUCUGAUAAACUUUUACCUGCUGGCCAUGAGGAUGGCAUACUGAAGAACUUAAAACUGAACUACGAUUAUCUUCCCUCGCAUUUGAAACGUUGCUUUUUGUUGUGUAGCCUUUUCCCGAAAAACUACAGAAUUGAUGUUCAAGUACUCAUAUAUAAAUGGAUUGCACUGGGGCUUGUUAAAUCAUCACCUAAUGGUUCCGAACAAAGUUUAUACAAAUUGGGUCUCGAGUAUUUUAUGGAUUUGACAUGUAGAUCUUUUUUUCAAGAAAUAAAACGAGAUUUGCUCGGCAACAUAGAUACUUGUAAAAUGCAUGAUUCAGUCCACGACCUUGCUAUCUCAAUGGCGGGUUCAACUUACACCCAAUUAAAUGAUCCCGAAAAUGAGAUCACCGGAGAUACUUGCUACAUCUCACUGAACCAUGACUUGUGGAGUCCCUCGGAAGUUGCUUCUCGAUUGGCGAAAGCCAAACGCUGCUUGCGAGUGUUUAGUGUCUCGCCUGAGAAGUCUGCAAAAUGGUAUCAAUGGGGAACAACAUGGGAUGAGUCGAGUUUUGAAACUUUAGUUUCCAAUUUUGCAAGUCUGCGCGUCCUUGAAUUUCGAAACUCCGGAGUGGAGAUGCUGUCGCAUCGGCUUGGAGAACUAAGACACCUUAGGUUUUUGGAUCUCUCGUUCAACGAUAAAAUAAUCAGGUUGCCAGACUCUAUCACCAUGCUUGGAAACUUAGAGGUGCUAGACCUUUUUAAGUGUGAAAGGUUCGUAGAGCUCCCUAAGGAUUUAAGCAAACUUGUGAAUCUGUUGAUCCUUAACUGUGGAUACUGUCUCGCCUUGACCCACAUGCCAGCGGGGCUGGGUGAACUGACCCGCCUUGAAUCAUUACCAUGUUUUGUGGUGGGAAAGGAUAGUUCCGUUCUUGAUCAUAUCGGUGGCUUGGAUGAGCUCAAAAACCUGAACAACUUGAGAGGUACACUCCAGAUUGAGAAUCUGGCACGUCUUCGUGUUCGUGGCACUACAACUGCAUUGUCACCACCGUUAAUGGCAUUCAUAAUCGGCGGGGCAGCUCAUCUGAAAGGGAAGAUCCAUCUUCAAACUCUGUCACUGCGGUGGGAUGAUGGGAGACAUGGAAAAGGAAUACGAGAAAAGAUACAAUUUUUAAAGGGAUCUGAAGAAGAUGUUCACUUCGAUGAGAACUUGCUAGAAAGCCUUCGACCUCACUCCGGUUUGAAAUCAUUUUACGUGACUGGGCACAAAGGAAGGAAAUUACCUAGUUGGAUUUGUUCUCUCACUCAGCUGGUUAAUCUGCAUCUGGGUUGGUGCAACGUGCAGCAUGAUUUGCACCACCUGCAAGGACUGCCGAGCCUCGAAAAGCUCUACCUCGGCGGGUUGAUCCAUUUGGAGUACAUGGACGAUAAAGAUGAAGGUGCAGGAAAGAAAGCAGCAUCCACACCAUUCUUCCCCUCCCUCAAGGAACUUGAACUUUGUCAAUGUCCUCGAUUAAAAGGAUGGAGGAGGAAGCCUCUCCAGUUCCCUAAACUUUCCAAACUGCUCAUAGGCCACUGCUUUGUCCUAACCUCAAUGCCUUCGUUCCCAACACUCGAUGUGGAGCUAGUGCUGAGGUCCUCUGGCAUACAACCGCUACUAGACACGUUGGUCAUGUCGUCGGCAGGACAUAUCGUACCAUCUACCGCUUCUUGUUCAUCAUCAUCAUCAUCUCCCUCUUCUUCAAGUGAAGUGGAAACCCUGCAGUACCCUCUUUCCAAACUGAAGAAGAAAUUGCACAUCAGCGGAAUUGAUGAUCUCCCCAAGGAAUGGCUGCAGGGAAUGCAACACCUCACCUCUUUGCAAGAGAUUAGAAUUGAUAAUUGUUUAGGGCUGGAAGAGACUUUGAAUUGGCACAACAUCUCCCACGUCCCGAAUAUCACAAUUGAUGGGUUCUUAAUUAACCAAGAUGGGCUGUCUCCGUGGGAUGAGGAUCACUGGAACAACUUCCCGCGGAUACUACAGAUGAUCUCCGAGGAGAAGGCGAAAAAGGAAGGCCAGGCGGAAUCAAGCCGAUGAGCACUUGAUUCUAACUUGGUAAGCUCCAAGUUUGGCGAUUUUGCCAUUACGCUGAACUGUGCCUAGUUAUGGUUGGUUGUGAAAUCAAGUUGAGCAAUAUAAUGGUAUGAUGAUCGAUAAAAGUAUCCGUCUCCUGCAGGUUCAUUGCUAUAGCAAAUUUGCUUGGAGUACUUGGUGAUGGCUAACGGCUAACCAAGUCGUAUAUUGAUUGUGUAACAUUCAAGAAGAUGAGGAAACUUGUCUCUCAACAUUAUGGACUCAGGCUGAUGAGCGCACUGUUCGACCGGCCAACUUCCUCGUAAGGUUCUACAUGCUAAAUUGUGUCUAGUUUUAUUAUAUGCUUGGUUUUAGAGAUCCAUGAAAUUCUCACUUCGUACAGCAUCAAAAAGAUCUCUUCUUUCUUUCGUUUAUUAACACCUCUCUGUCCAAACUGGAUAUUCUCUCACUGAAACGGCCUACUGCACCCUUUGCAUUCUUUUUGGCAGGCUAGGAUACGAAGGAAUCAGUACAGGACUGGUCUCACAUGGAGCCCCUGAAGAAUGUCAACAGGGAGCUCUCAAAGUGAUGGCUGAAAAUUUUAUGCUUUUUGGUUCCUGAUUCCUGAAUCACAAGUUUGGUGGGUAAAUGCUACAAUUUUUUUUAUACAGGUAAAACCCACAAUUUCCAUCUUAAAUUCCUCCCCACCAUCAUUGAAAGGGGAUUCCACAGUGUGUGUUAGUAAAUGAUGCUGUAAUUACCUGUUUCUACUCAAACUUUAGCUCUUGUAUACUCUGCCUGUUGUCAGGUUGAGAUCAGGAGCUCAGUAACCAGUUACUGUUUGCAUUCUGCUGCAACUAGAAAUGAUUGCCAACCUCCAAUACUCACCAUGCAUGCCAACUCGCGAGCUCCUUCUGUUUUUGACCCUGUCUCAUAUAUUAUGCACUUCACUGAAAAUGGAAACGAGCUUUGCUGCAGCUGAACUUGGGAUAAUAGAAUCUCUGGCCUUCACCAGAAUUGUGCCGAAAGGAGGUCACUGGGGUUUUAGAUUAAGGACUAGAUCUGUCCCUCAUAUGUUGAAUAAUUUUUUUUCUCUGUGUUAUCAGCUGCUGCAGGAGCUUCAUUCCUAUUCUCUAGAAACCUUUUUCAUUUAGUAACUGUUUACUUCUUUAUAAAACGGUUCCCAUGCCAGUUGCCGCUGGUCAGAAUCAGAUGGUAGUAUAUGAACAAAGCCUGCAUGGCUAGCUUAAUGAUAACAGGUUUUAUUUACCAUCAACAGUUGAGUAUUCGAAAGCGAAACUAAAAGCUAGUUACAGUAUCUGAUAUGUGAAACUUGGAGAGCCUGAAACUCUUGAAAUUGAAUGCCUAACGAAACUGAGUUUAAAGGGUGACUUGGCUAGUUACAGUAUCACGAAAGCAUUGGAUUAGACGAAUCUGUGUCGAGCAGAAACAUGUAUGUCAAUGAAAUUAUCCGAAAGGUGUCAGGUUAAGAGCUCCUAGAGCAGGAAACGAGUUAAUCAGCCGAAAUCAGAAUGCUGAACUCGAGAAUAAAGCUUCGUCGCUCCGACAAGUAACAAUUUCUAUACCAGGAGCAUGAAUGUUAAGGUCUCAAAUACCGAGGCGGGUGAAGUGAGUAAUGAAAUGAGAGAGAUGGUAAAAGGCUUGGGAGCACUUCUACUAUGCUAUAUAGCAUUGGUGCUUUAAUGUACAACUCAAAGUUGUACCAUAACAUUAAAUGUAUAAGUUUAGG